GCCUCCCUAGCCCGGCACACAUGUGAGUUUGAGAUCGCGACUUUUAAAAAAUGCAAACUUUACGUGAAUUUACGCGUAAAACCAAGCGCGGGAACAUCCUGAAGAUCGUUCGGGAGCACUACCUGCGCGACGACAUUGGCUGCGGCUCCGAUCUAUGCCAGCAGUGCUUCCAGAACGAGGUCUACCAACUGACCUCCCAGCACGAGAUCCAGUGCAGUCUCUUCAAGUUCCCCCACUAUAUUGUCUUGGACACCAAUGUUGUCCUGGACCAGAUCGACGUGCUGGAGGAGGAUGUGCUCCAUAACGUGAUUGUCCUGACCACCGUCCUUAACGAGGUGAAGCACAAGAGCUCCUCCAUAUACAAGCGCUUCAACGAGCUCGUCCACGAUCGCACCAGGAACUUCUAUGUGUUCGUCAACGAGCAUCACAAAGACACCUAUGCGGACCGGGAGCCGGAUGAGACCGCCAACGAUCGCAAUGAUCGUGCCAUCCGGGUGGCCACCAAGUGGUAUGACGACCACCUGCAGGCCUCGCAGUCCUCCAAGGAGUUUGAGCACAGCGGAAGAGCUGCCACCCGGGUUAUCCUGCUUACCGACGAUGCCGGGAACAGGGCCAAGGCCGAGGCCGAGGGCAUUCUGGUGGCCUCAGCCUCCGAGUAUGUUAAAUCACUGGACGACUUUCCACUGCUGGUGGACAAGCUAUCGCGCAACACAUUCGAGAACGAGAAGAAGGGACUACCCCAGUACCCGGCGCAUUUGAGCAUGAAGGAGCUGCUCGAGGGACUACGGAACAAAAAGCUGCUUCAAGGCGCCUUUCAGGCCUCUAGGGAGAACUACCUCGAGGGCAGUGUCAAUGUAGAGGAUUACGAGAAGGAGAUUUUAAUCCAAGGCCGUGAGUCGCUUAACCGAGCCGUGGACGGCGACCUGGUGGCUGUGGAGCUGCUGCCGGAGAACGAAUGGUCCGCUCCUAGUGAGAUUGUCCUGGAGGAGAAGAAUGUCUAUGCGGACGAUGUUCCCAGUGAGGAGCGCGCCGCCGACGAGAAGGACAUGCUGAAGCAGGUGCAGACUGCUGCCGCCUCCGCAGAACGUACUCCCACCGGCCGCAUCGUGGGCAUUGUGCGACGCAAGUGGCGCCAGUAUUGCGGCAUCCUGCAGCCUAGCCUCGUAGAGGACACCAACCGGCACAUAUUUGUGCCCGCCGACCGCAAGAUCCCCCGCAUCCGCAUCGAGACGCGGCAGGCGGCCAUGCUGCAGAAUCAGCGCAUCAUCGUGACCAUCGACACUUGGCCGAGAAACUCGCGCUAUCCGCACGGACACUUUGUGCGCUCCCUGGGCCCACUGGGCAACAUGGCCACCGAGAACGAGGUCAUCCUAUUGGAGCACGACGUGCCCCACUGCAAGUUCUCCGAGGAGGUGCUUAGCUUCCUGCCAAAAUUGCCCUGGAUUAUCACCGAGGAGGAUUACGCUAAACGUGUGGAUCUGCGCGAUCUGUACAUUUGCUCGGUGGAUCCGCCAGGCUGCACGGACAUCGAUGAUGCCCUGCACUGCCGGGAGCUGCCCAAUGGCAAUCUCGAGGUGGGCGUCCACAUAGCCGAUGUGAGUCACUUUAUUCGGCCCGGCAAUGCUUUGGACAAGGAGGCAUCUGCCCGGGGAACCACUGUCUAUUUGGUGGGCAAGCGCAUUGAUAUGGUCCCCGAGUUGCUUAGCUCAAAUCUCUGCUCGCUGGUAGGCGGCGUCGAGCGUUUUGCCUUCUCUUGCGUGUGGGAGGUGGACCAGGAGGCGAAUAUACUGGCCAAGCGCUUCCAUAAGAGCGUUAUCAAGUCCAAGAAGGCCAUGACGUAUGAGGAGGCCCAGGUGAUUAUUGAUGACCCCAUGCAGCAGAAUGAAAUCGCCAAGUCCCUGAGGCACCUCAAUCGUCUGGCCAAGAUCCUGAAGAAGCGACGCAUGGACAAUGGAGCCUUGGUGCUGGCCUCGCCGGAGAUUCGCUUCCAGGUGGACAGCGAGACCCAUGAGCCCCUUGAGGUGGAGGCCAAACAGAUGCGCGAGACGAAUUCCAUGGUGGAGGAGUUCAUGUUGCUGGCCAACAUCACGGUGGCCGACCACAUUGCCUCGGAGUUCUCCGAGUGUGCUGUAUUGCGUCGCCAUCCCCGUCCGCCACCUACCAAAUUUGAUCCGCUGGUGAAGGCUGCCCGCUACCAGGGCUACCAGGUGGACAUCGAGUCGGGCCUGGAGCUGUCGCAUUCUCUGGAUAAGUGCGUCAAGGAGGACAAUCCGUACUUUAACACGAUGAUCCGCAUCCUUACCACGCGCUGCAUGAUGCAGGCGGUGUACUUCAUCAGUGGCAGCCUGCAGAAGGAGGAGUUCUUCCACUAUGGCCUGGCCGCUCCAAUCUACACGCAUUUCACCUCGCCCAUCCGCCGUUACUCGGACAUCAUGGUCCACCGGCUGCUGGCCGCCUCCAUAGGCGCGGACAGCACAUACGCCGAGCUGCUGGAUCGCAAGGCCAACGAGGAGAUAUGUCACAACCUUAACUACCGCCACAAGAUGGCUCAGUACGCGGGUCGCGCCUCGGUUGCCCUUAACACGCAUCUGUUUUUCCGUGGCAAGGAGGAGGACGAAGAGGGUUAUGUUUUGUUUGUUCGCAAAAAUGCUCUGCAAGUGUUGAUCCCGAAGUACGGCCUGGAGGGCACCCUGUAUCUGAAAUCCGACAAGGAUGGCAAGAGCGGUUUAGAGCGAACCAAGAGCGAAGUUGUAUUCACCUUCAACGAGGAGGACUACACCCAACGCUGUGGCAACGUGGUCUUCCACUCCUUUGACCCCGUCACUGUUCGCCUUAGCCUGGACUCUAGCAAUGUGCAGCACGAGAAGUUGGUCUUCCGGCUGGUCAAGCCAUACAUCAAGGGCUUCAGUGUGGAAUUGAACACGGAGGAUGCAGCUGACGCUGCACCACCCUCAAAGAAGACGAAGAAGGAUAAAAAGAAAAAGUAAUCCCUUUGAUUCCCAAUAAAUUAGAAUAUAAGAUGAAUUUAAAAAAAAAUGUAUACCUACAAUCUAUUUGUAUAAAUAAAUGAAUUAUUUGUA
Drosophila kikkawai is the source of this 3080-nucleotide messenger RNA. RefSeq names its product exosome complex exonuclease RRP44-like protein Dis3 (gene Dis3). The record is from RefSeq and is a predicted model, not a curated record. Gene Ontology annotation, molecular function: RNA binding; 3'-5'-RNA exonuclease activity; endonuclease activity. Gene Ontology annotation, biological process: rRNA catabolic process. Gene Ontology annotation, cellular component: nuclear exosome (RNase complex); cytoplasmic exosome (RNase complex). NCBI's taxonomy places the organism in Eukaryota, Metazoa, Arthropoda, Insecta, Diptera, Drosophilidae.